AUGAUUGUUUCAUCACCAAAGUGGGAUUCUCUAAUCAAGUCGAAUGUCGAGGAGAUUGUAGAUCUUGAUGUCUUUGUGAAAACAUUUCAUGUGGAUACAACCACUAAUCAAGGUGAUCAAUCGAAAGUAUCUACUACUAAGAAGACUACUAUCAUACCACCCGGAAUUUCGAAUGUCGAAUCGGUUACUGAGGAGGUUCGAACUUCAAGCAUCCCUGUGAACAUGUCUAAUAUGGACAUAAAUGUCAGUAUGGGUGAAGGAGUGUUGACUACCGAACCUCAAGGUAAACCUAUAAUUGUUAUUUCUUCUACUUUCGACACAUCUACCAUAUCAUCCAAUCUUUCUUUACCACCAUUUGUCUCUACUGUUUCCACCACUUUACCACCAACUACUUAUUCUCCAACCUUUGAUCAAAUCCUUCAACAACCUAUUACUUCUCUUUUUCCAUACCAAUCCACUUAUCCUAGAACAGUUAAUGAUGAUGCCACCACUAACAAUGGUGAGUUCACGAGUACAUUUGGUGAUCUUGAGUUUGAUCAGGAGGAAGAAAACAUAUCAAAUCACAUGCGAAUGCAGGGGGUUGUAAGGGUGGUUUAUGUAAUGUUCAAGUUUCAAGAGCAUCGUUUAAGGGAUGAGUUAGAACAUAUUGACAGACACAACGAGAACCGAGUUAAGGCUCAAUCAUCUUCUUUUAAUCUGAAACUGAAAGAAUUGAAAGAUGUGGAAAAAGAAAAACAUCUUUUAUAUGUUCAAGUUGUUAAGAAAGUUCGAGAAGAUGUGAAUCUCAAACUGGAAAACUUAAGGGUAGAUAUGGCGAAGGAAGUUGCUGCUAUAUCUCAUGAUUUUUCUACUCUUUACACAAAAGUAGAUAUCAUCGCAUUUGCAGUUGUAAAUUUUUUCAAAUGGUAUAAAUCUUUAAUACCGAAGGUUGAUAAAAUCGCAGAGAUUGAUUUACAAAAUUUUUCUAAGGUUGAAGAUUUUUUGCAUAACCUUAAGGAUUUAGUCUCGAAGAUUGGUUUAUCAUCUUCAUUGCUUACUCCUGAGUCUUUAGCCCAAAGGUUUGAUGCUUUGGAGUCGACACUCAAAGCUGAAUUGGCUCAAUUAGCAAAUUUAAUGAAUUUGAUCCCAACGAAUGCCUCACCUGUUCAAACAGGGUAG
Messenger RNA from Lactuca saligna, 1158 nucleotides. The record is from the annotation of a GenBank genome assembly. NCBI's taxonomy places the organism in Eukaryota, Viridiplantae, Streptophyta, Magnoliopsida, Asterales, Asteraceae.